UUCCUGGCGGCGGCGGAGGCAGCGGCAGCGGCGCCUCCAUUUUCUGCUCCUCCUCCUCCUGGACGUCCGCAAACUGCUGCCGCCCUCAGGCCCCUCAGCAGCCGCCGCUCCUGCUGCAGCGCCUCCGCAGGGAGAGAGGAGCCGAGGCCGCCGCCGCCUCCCCAGACGCCUCCUCCGCGGGCGCGACGCCCUCCUUCUGCCUCCUCAGCAGCUCCUGCCGCAGCCGCCUCCUCUUCGCCGCAGCCAUGAACGAGGAGUACGACGUGAUCGUGUUGGGAACCGGCCUCACGGAAUGCAUUCUGUCUGGCAUCAUGUCGGUGAAUGGGAAGAAGGUUCUUCACAUGGAUCGCAAUGCUUACUAUGGAGGUGAAAGUGCAUCUAUCACACCCCUGGAAGAUCUGUACAAAAGGUUUAGCCUGCCAGGAACUCCACCGGAGUCCAUGGGCCGAGGAAGAGACUGGAAUGUGGACCUGAUCCCCAAGUUCCUUAUGGCAAAUGGCCAGCUGGUCAAGAUGUUGCUGUACACAGAAGUCACUCGUUACCUGGACUUCAAAGUGAUUGAAGGAAGCUUCGUCUACAAGGGAGGGAAGAUUUACAAAGUCCCUUCAACUGAGGCUGAAGCCCUGGCAUCCAGUCUGAUGGGCUUGUUUGAAAAAAGGCGCUUCAGGAAAUUCCUGGUGUACGUUGCCAACUUUGAUGAGAACGAUGCCCGCACUUUCGAAGGGGUUGAUCCCAAGAAGAACACGAUGCGUGAUGUGUACAAGAAGUUUGACCUGGGCCAGGAUGUCAUAGAUUUCACAGGCCACGCCCUUGCACUGUACAGAACUGAUGACUACCUAGACCAACCCUGCCAAGAAACAAUCAACAGGAUUAAACUGUACAGCGAGUCUCUGGCUAGAUACGGCAAAAGCCCCUACUUGUAUCCCCUUUAUGGCCUGGGAGAGCUGCCGCAAGGAUUUGCAAGGUUAAGCGCUAUCUACGGAGGCACCUACAUGCUGAACAAACCGAUUGAGGAGAUCGUCAUAGAAAACGGAAAAGUAGUUGGAGUGAAAUCGGAAGGGGAGAUUGCCCGCUGCAAGCAGCUCAUCUGCGACCCCAGCUAUGUCCCGGAGAGAGUGAAAAAGGCCGGCAAAGUCAUCCGGGUCAUCUGUAUCUUGAGCCACCCAAUCAAGAACACCAACGAUGCCAACUCGUGCCAGAUAAUCAUUCCCCAGAACCAGGUUAACAGGAAAUCGGACAUCUAUGUCUGCAUGAUCUCGUCCGCGCACAACGUGGCAGCGCAAGGGAAGUACAUCGCCAUUGUGAGCACCACCGUGGAGACAAACGACCCGGAGAAGGAAAUCAAGCCUGCCUUGGAGCUCCUUGAGCCUAUUGAGCAGAAGUUUGUUAGCGUCUGUGACCUGUUUGCACCAACUGACCUGGGCAGAGAGAGCCAGAUCUUCAUUUCUCGCACCUACGACGCAACCACCCACUUUGAGACGACGUGUGAUGACAUCAAAGACAUUUACAAGAGGAUGAUGGGAUCAGAGUUUGACUUCGAAGAGAUGAAGCGGAAGAAGAACGAUAUCUACGGAGAGGAGGACCAGCAGUAACGGUGCUUUUUUAAGUCUUAACUUACGAGAUCUAAAAAUUGGCUGGUGUUGGGGUGUGUGUUAUGUAUACACAGAGGGACUUAAGUGAGCACCGUACGAAGUUCAAUAUUGUAAAAGCCUGCUUUUUGUAAUCAUAUCUCCUGAGAUUGAAAAA
Molecule: messenger RNA, 1746 nt
Organism: Zootoca vivipara (common lizard)
Lineage: Eukaryota; Metazoa; Chordata; Lepidosauria; Squamata; Lacertidae
Gene: GDI2
Product: GDP dissociation inhibitor 2
Biological process (GO): vesicle-mediated transport; protein transport; small GTPase-mediated signal transduction
Cellular component (GO): cytoplasm
Molecular function (GO): Rab GDP-dissociation inhibitor activity
Source: RefSeq, a predicted model, not a curated record